AUGGAGCUGGCGAAUGGGACCACCGUGCAGGAAUUCAUCCUUCUGGGCUUUGGAGUUGGACAACAGGGACGCCUGCUCCUUCUCAUCCUGUUCACAGCUGUGUACACCCUCACUUUAGCUGAGAACUUUGUCAUUAUCAUGAUAGUAGUUCUAGACCCUCAUUUGUCCCAUCUUCCCAUGUACAUUCUUCUGAGCAACUUCUCCUGGCUAGAGAUGUGUUAUGUUACAGCCACCGUGCCACGGAUGCUCUUUGACUUGGCAUCCCAUCAUGGGAUCAUUUCCUUCAAUGCCUGCUUCAUCCAGUUUUAUGUCUUCUUCUCUCUUGGCACUACUGAAUGCCUCUUCCUCUCAGCCAUGGCCUUGGAUCGGUACUUGGCCAUCUGCCACCCACUACGCUACCCUCAAAUUAUGUCCCAAGAUUUCUGUUAUGCCCUGGUAGGUUCUUGCUGGAUCCUUGGCUUCCUGUGGUAUGUUGCACCAGUGUUUUUGAUCUUCAGCUUGUCCUUCUGUGGUCCCAACACCAUUGAUCACUUUGUGUGUGACUCUGGCCAACUCCUGGCCUUGGCUUGCCCUCCAUUGGGAUCCAUCCCCCUCUUCUGCUACAUCGUCACCUCCUCCGUGGUUCUGGCCACCUUCCUCUUCAUCCUCAUCUCCUACGCAUUUGUAGGUGUCACCCUGGUGAAAGCCUCUAGUCCAAGCAGUAGCAUCAAGGGCUUCUCCACUGUAUCUUCCCACUUAGCAGUGGUGACGAUUUUCUAUGGCUCUGUGGCAGCAAUGUAUAUAGGACAUGGUGGAGAAAGUAACUCUGAGAAUAUGAAGGUCAUGACUCUCUUUUACUCUGCUGUCACUCCUUUGCUUAAUCCUCUGAUCUACUGUCUCAGGAAUGACCAGGUGAAGGAAGCAGUGGCCAAACUCUUGAGAAGGAAGAGGAUAACUGGAGGGAAGAGGGAGGGGAAUUCAUAG
Eublepharis macularius is the source of this 963-nucleotide messenger RNA. Its product is annotated as olfactory receptor 11G2-like. Bases 1 to 963 code for a protein of 320 amino acids. Lineage: Eukaryota; Metazoa; Chordata; Lepidosauria; Squamata; Eublepharidae. Gene Ontology annotation, molecular function: olfactory receptor activity; G protein-coupled receptor activity. Gene Ontology annotation, biological process: G protein-coupled receptor signaling pathway. Gene Ontology annotation, cellular component: membrane. The transcript has a single exon. The record is from RefSeq and is a predicted model, not a curated record.